Striga asiatica is the source of this 465-nucleotide messenger RNA. Lineage: Eukaryota; Viridiplantae; Streptophyta; Magnoliopsida; Lamiales; Orobanchaceae. The record is from the annotation of a GenBank genome assembly.
AUGCACACACACACACACACACACACACACAAAAUCUACACACACACUUUCGCGGCCCAACACCGCCAGCCCAUCGCCACGACCACCAGUCAGUCUCCGUCACCACCCGUACCCCCACAGCCGGUCAGUCGCUUGUCCGCCACUGCUCGUCCACCACCACCGGUCAACCUCCCACUACGCUGCACACAGAGCCUCCUAAGGCCAUCUCGACGCCAACUCUCAUCACCUCCCCCACCGUCGCACCUCCUGCCGGAGGCGGCGACCCUGAGCUCGCACCAAACAGCCGUCGUGUCCCUCCGCCACCGCCGCUACGCGUCUACACAGUCCCAGCCCGCCGCCGUCCACUCCCACCAGUCCUUCCGCCGCCGACGAUGCCGACGCGCCGCAGCACCUCACACGCCCCUCUGCCUGCCGCCGUUCACUUCCACCAGCCGAUUGCACCCACACGGCCGCGGCUGCCACCUC